GGAAGAGCUGAUCUUUCCAAAAAGAUCCUGGGGCAGAGUCCAGGGCGGCUCAAGGCUCCUCCGCACGCGCCUGCUGAACCCGGAGCACCCUGAGCCACCAGGAUGGGGCAGGCCGGGGCUGCCGCCAUGAUCCCGGUCCUGGCCCUGCUCUGGGUGGCAGUGCGGGGGGAUGCGACCCCCAGCACCCCGCGCCUGCGGCUCUCCUUCCAAGAGCUCCAGGCCCGGCAUGGUCUCCGGACCUUCAGGCUGGAGAGGACCUGCUGCUAUGAAGCUUUGCUGGUGGAUGAGGAAAGAGGACGCCUGUUUGUGGGCGCUGAGAACCACGUGGCCUCCCUCAGCCUGGACAACAUCAGCAAGCGGGCCAAGAAGCUGGCUUGGCCGGCCCCCGUGGAAUGGCGAGAGGAGUGCAACUGGGCAGGGAAAGACAUUGGCACUGAGUGCAUGAAUUUUGUGAAGUUGCUGCAUGCCUACAACCGCACCCAUCUGCUGGCCUGUGGCACGGGGGCCUUCCACCCAACCUGUGCAUUCGUGGAGGUGGGCCACUGGCUGGAGGAGCCCAUUCUUCGGCUGGACCUUCGGAGGCUAGAGGACGGCAAGGGCAAGAGUCCAUAUGACCCGAGGCAUCGGGCUGCCUCCGUGCUUGUGGGAGAAGAACUGUACUCAGGGGUGGCUGCAGACCUCAUGGGCCGGGACUUCACCAUCUUCCGAAGCCUGGGCCAGCGUCCGAGUCUCCGAACAGAACCACAUGACUCCCGCUGGCUCAAUGAGCCCAAGUUUGUUAAGGUCUUCUGGAUCCCAGAGAGCGAGAAUCCUGAUGAUGACAAGAUUUACUUCUUCUUCCGUGAGUCGGCAGUGGAAGCUGCACCAGCACUGGGGCGCCUGUCCGUGUCCCGUGUUGGCCAGAUCUGUCGGAAUGAUGUGGGUGGCCAGCGCAGCCUGGUGAACAAGUGGACCACGUUCCUGAAGGCACGGCUGGUGUGCUCCGUGCCUGGUGCAGAGGGUGACACGCACUUUGACCAGCUCCAGGAUGUGUUCCUGCUGUCCUUGAGGGACCGUUGGAGCCCGCUGCUCUAUGCCGUCUUCUCCACAUCCAGCACCGUCUUCCAAGGCUCUGCAGUGUGCGUGUAUAGCAUGAACGACGUGCGCCGUGCCUUUCUGGGGCCCUUUGCACACAAGGAAGGGCCCCUGCACCAGUGGGUGUCCUAUCAGGGCCGUGUUCCCUACCCCCGGCCAGGCAUGUGCCCCAGCAAGACCUUUGGCACCUUCAGUUCUACCAAGGACUUCCCUGAUGACGUCAUUCAGUUUGCCCGGAACCACCCUCUCAUGUACAAUUCAGUCCUGCCCGUGGGUGGGCGCCCUCUCUUCCUACAAGUGGGUGCCGGAUACACCUUCACCCAGAUCACUGCAGACCGUGUGGCAGCUGCUGACGGACACUACGACGUCCUCUUCAUUGGCACAGAUGCUGGCACCGUGCUGAAGGUGAUCUCGGUCCCCAAGGGCAGCCGGCCUAACGGGGAGGGGCUGCUCUUGGAGGAGCUGCACGUAUUUGAGGACUCGGCUGCUAUCACCAGCAUGCAAAUCUCUUCCAAGAGACACCAGCUGUACGUUGCCUCACGGAGCGCAGUGGCCCAGAUCCCCUUGCACCGCUGUGCUGCCCAUGGCCGUGCCUGCGCCGAAUGCUGCCUGGCGCGUGACCCUUACUGCGCCUGGGACGGGGCCGCGUGCACGCGCUUCCAGCCCAGCGCUAAAAGGCGGUUUCGGCGGCAAGACGUGAAGAACGGCGACCCCAGUACGCUGUGCUCCGGGGACUCGUCCCAUCCCACAUUGCUGGAGCGGAAAGUGUUCGGGGUGGAGGGCGGCAGCGCCUUCCUAGAGUGUGAGCCCCGCUCGCUGCAGGCACGCGUGGAAUGGACCUUCCAGCGCGCGGGGGAGGCGGCCCGCACCCAGGUGGCUGCGGAGGAGCGCGCCGAGCGCGUGACGCGGGGGCUGCUGCUGCGCGGGCUGCGGCGCGGGGACUCAGGCGUGUACCUGUGCGCGGCUGUGGAGCAGGGCUUUUCGCAGCCGCUGCGUCGCCUGGCGCUACACGUGCUGAGUGCCGCGCAGGCCGAAAGGCUGGCCCGGACCGAGGAGGCUGCGCCCGUCGCCCCUCCAGGCCCCAAGCUCUGGUACCGGGACUUCCUGCAGCUGGUGGAGCCGGGCGGCGGUGGCGCUAGCUCCCUGCGAAUGUGUCGUCUGCAGCCCGAGUCGCGCCCACUGCCUCCCGAAUCGCGGAGGAAGGGCCGAAACCGCCGAAGGCACGCCCCCGAGCCGCGCGCAGAGCGGGGGCCCCGCAGCGCCGCGCACUGGUGA
Messenger RNA from Enhydra lutris kenyoni (northern sea otter), 2349 nucleotides. Its product is annotated as semaphorin 3B. The transcript has 18 exons. Bases 103 to 2349 code for a protein of 748 amino acids. Lineage: Eukaryota; Metazoa; Chordata; Mammalia; Carnivora; Mustelidae. Gene Ontology annotation, molecular function: chemorepellent activity; semaphorin receptor binding. Gene Ontology annotation, biological process: neural crest cell migration; negative chemotaxis; negative regulation of axon extension involved in axon guidance. The record is from RefSeq and is a predicted model, not a curated record.